AUGAUGUGGGCAAUGGGUGGGUUGGACGUUGAGGGCAGGUACCGCAACGAUGCGUUUGUGGUGGACGCCAAGCGCAUCUCCUGGUUCAGCCUGGCCGGCAUCAUGAAGGGGGCGCCCCCCAAGCCGCGCGCCUACCACAGCGCGACCCUGGUGGGCCAGCGCAUCAUCAUCAUUGGCGGCCUGGGCGCUCGCGUGUGGUCCUGCAAGGAGGUGUACUCGGUGCAGGUGGGCAGCUGGAAGUGGACGGAGCACACGAGCGAGGUGGAGGGCGACGCGCCGCAGCCGCGUUCCGGCCACACGGCUGUGGCGCUGCCAGACGGGCGCCACCUGGCGCUGUUCGGGGGCGGCGACGCCGACAAGGACCUGUUCUACAGCAGCGUCUCCGUCCUGGACACCGCCACCUGGCGCUGGUCCACCCCCAAGAUCCAGGGGGUGGCGCGGCCAAGCGGCAGGGGCGGCCACGCGAGCGCGCUGCUGCGGCUUCCCAGCGGGCGGAGCGCUCUCGUAGUGCAUGGCGGUCGCACCUCAGGGGACAAGCUGCUCAAAGACACCUGGAUGCUGGAGCUGCAGUAG
Coccomyxa subellipsoidea C-169 is the source of this 573-nucleotide messenger RNA. RefSeq lists its product as hypothetical. The record is from RefSeq and is a predicted model, not a curated record. Lineage: Eukaryota; Viridiplantae; Chlorophyta; Trebouxiophyceae; Coccomyxaceae. The transcript is spliced from 5 exons. Gene Ontology annotation, molecular function: protein binding. Bases 1 to 573 code for a protein of 190 amino acids.